ACUUACUCUAUGAUUAACGUCAACGUACGCCAUAUUGUCGAAGCUAUAUACCAUUGUUUUGAGAAUUGAUAACAUAUUCAAAAUAUUGAGCAUAUCUAUGAAAUGGCUGUUGAAAAUAAAACUGAUUACACAGAAGAAGAUGAUGAUUUGGAAGCUUUAAGACUAGCAGCCCUCAAUUCUAUUAAGAAAAAAAACGAAUCAAAAUCUAAAAAAGAAUUUAAUGUAUUACCUCAUAAUAAUUAUAAAGGAACUUUUAGAGGAGGAAAGAGAAGAUUUUUUUCUGGACAAAACAGGGGAGGAAAUAGAAAUGGCCAGUACAAUAAUCAAGUCAGGAAUCCUAAUCUCAUUGCCAUCCCAACAUCUACAGAAAGCUCUGAAAAUACUGAAUUACGAGUAUCAAAAUUUGCCAUUAAAAAUGAAGACCCUCCCAAGUUGAUACUACCUCAAGACAGAUAUGCUAAUUCAACAACUCAAGUGAUCGAAGCUGACGGCCCUAGUAGUAAAUUUGAUAGAUAUAACAAUUCAAAUUCUGAGUCUGAAGAAGAGGACGAAAUUUCAGAAUCUAAAUUAGAAAGGUGUGACAGCUUAGAGGCUCUAAUGGAAGAAUUAGAUGCAGAAAUAUUAGGAGAACCUAUCAAAGAAAGGAAAACUAAAGCUAAGAAAGGUUCUCUUGGAACAGACGAGAAAAUAAACAAAAUGAAGGUAGAUGAGAUAGUUAAAGCAGAAGAAGAAUGUGAGAAUGGGGACAAGGAUACUGGGAAACCCAGUAGUGAAGAAGUUAUUGUUCAUAAUAAAAGCCCAAUAAAGGAUAUAUCUGAAUUACCAGAUACUACUGAGGAAAAGCCGGAAAGUACAAUGAAAGAAGUUAAAGUUGAAAAUCAGAGAAAAUUCAUAAACUCUGGUAAAACCCAUCUGCAGAAAUCUCCCAGUCAGAGGAAAAGUUUGAACCGUCGAAUGAAUAAUUCCAGAGUCUUCAAGGCCCACCAACCCACAAACAAUCCUAUCAUGCCCCCUAAUCACCUAAUCAUGAAUCCUGUACAAGCUCCCCAGUUCACAACAGUUUACAACACAGUACCAUCUUAUACCAUACCCGAAGUGUUCCCAAUGAACCUACCCCCUCCAUAUAUCCCACCACCACAGAUGCAACAACAUAUUAUGCCCUUAGACAUACCCCCCGUAGGAUAUAAUGUACCUCAACUUCAGCCGUUAGUAAUAGAACCUCCAACUUCAUCUGUUACAAUGGGACCCCUAUCCCCUAGAAGUGCGGCAUUUGUCUUACAGAACCGCGCAAUUGUAGAAAAAAGGAAGAGGUCCCCCAGAAGGUCUUUCUCAAGAUCUCCCUCUCCAGCUCACCAUCGUCCAAGAUAUUCAAAAUCGCCUGUCUCAGGUAGACCCCACAGCCCUGUCCGAAGAUCCAUGAGCCCUGUCAGAAGACCUUUUAGUCCCCUCCAGAGAUCCUCCAGUCCUAGACGCUCACCUGUAAGAAGAUCUCUGUCGCCUUAUCGCAGGAAUAGAGAUAAAUCCCCAAGAAGAGAUUCUCCGAGGAGGUCUCCAAGGCGAGUAAGAAAUUCACCCAAAAGAUCUCCUAAACAUACUAGGGAGUCCCCCAAAAGAAACAAGGAAUCUCGUAGAACACCCAUCAAAGAUCGUUUGGGUAAUAGGAGUAAGGUUGAGGAGAAAGAAAUCCAGAACAAAGAACAAAAUUUAUUGAGUUCUCCAAAAAAACAAGAUUCUAAGCCACUGGAUCCUGUCUUGGAAGCUAGGAAGAGGAAAUUUGAAUCUAAAGGAAUCGUUAUGAAAGAAAGGGUAAUUAGAUUGAAGCCUAAAGAAGAUACCGUUCAGAAGGUUCCAGAAGAAAAAACUCCAAAACCUAAGGUUGAGGAAAAAUCAAAGCAGAAAACUGCAGAAACCUCAAAACCCAAAGUUGCAGAAAAAACAGAGGAUGCCAAGCCGAAGCAAACAGUUGAAAAGGCGCAGGAGAAGCCUCAGGCUAAAUCCUCUGUUAGAGAAGAAAACAGUACCAGGAUUGUAUUGCUUCCCAAAAACGAAACAAAAAUCCUAGCCCAAGGGACGACCCCUGUGGCACCCCAAAACCAGUUGGAAGAUGCAAUGAACGAGUUAGAGAUGCUGCUGAAGGACGAUGAGGCACUCGAAUUGACGGCCAAAGUAGACGAUUUGUUCAGCGACGAAGAGACAGAUCAAGAAAAUGAAGCAAAGAGAUCCAAAAACGAAACAGCGAACAGAAUAGUUAUAAACGGCUUUUCUAAAAAGUCUGAGAAAAAGUGCGACACCAAGGCCAAGUGGAAGUUCGAAGAAUCAAGGAAAGAAGUGAAUAAAACAAAGAAAGUCAAGAAGGAGCCCCUAACCAAUCCAAUCGAAAACCGGAAGAUUGAGAUCAAAAUAAGAAAUCCCUCGAAAUACGAGAAAAAUAGCAGUAAGAUAGGGCAGUCUUCCAGCGGGAGGAAAGUGGAGUUGACCAAGAAGGAGUCUUUCAGUGGAGAAGACAGUGAACCUGAGAUUGUAAUGGAGGAGGAGGAGGAAGAUAUUGAGGUCACCGCCAGUAAAGAAGGUGAUCUUAGGGCACAACUCAGUAGGAAAAGAGCCGAGAGACAAAAUAAACUACCUUCUGUUGAAGGUAUCCAGUCCAGACUCCUACAGAAUGCUCUUGAGGGAGCAGUUUUCAAAAAAAGGAAAUCCAAGAAAAAAGAGAAAGAAUCCAAAGAGUGCUGCAUGAUCAAGAAAUUGAUCAAAAAGCAUCGGUGUAUUACGGGCCAUUGCGAUUUGGCAGUGCAAUCGAAGAAAAAGAUCAAGCUUUUCAGACGAUUCGAGAUAUGCAGACGAUUCUUGACAGAUGUAAAAUUACCCAUUCAUCUUCGUCUAGGCAUAGCGCACGACUCUGACGUUUUUGCUGAAUCCAUCGUGUCUGAGAAGAUUCCCAGAAAGAAAUCCAAGAAAAGGAAGCACACAGAAAUGGAACAGGUAUUGUGUUAGUUGUGAAUAUUAUCAUUUAUCUAUUAUUUUAGCUUUAUUGUUUGUUAUUACACGUUUGUUAUAAGAUUGACAAGUCACUGUUACACAAUGAGUUCCUUGUUGCUUAUUAUCCAACACAGAAGUAUUUAUUUAUUCUAAAUCAUCACAAACUGUUAACUUUUGGAGAUUUAUUUCUUCGCUGUGUGUUGGUAUUAUUUCUUUUACAAAUUUCUGUUAUUUGCGUUCGUUUAUAAAACUUACUCAUUGUUUUUGAGAGUUUAUGGAGAAAUAUUCGUUAUUUUCAAAUCAAAUUUUUCGUUCUGAAGUUUUUAUCAAUUUUAAAAGUUUUUUAUUUUAAACGGGUGGUGUAUGAAGAUGUAUUAAAAUCUCCUGAAACUAUUUCGUUGUUUUUAAGUGUUUCAUAUUGAAACUCAUCUGUGAUACUUAUUUAUGUGAUAAAUCUGUGAUUUUUUUUUUUUACAAAUAUUUAUUAUAUAUGAAAUGUAUACUAGUCAUACUUGUAUAUUUUUUAUGUGAUAUUUGAAUUUUUUAUGGAUGGUUUAUAUUGCUUUUGUAGAGAAUGCAUAAUUCCUUUUUAAAAUGUAACAAUAUUCCAUAUCCUUCGGAAUAUCCUUGUAUCCUGAACAAUCCUGGAUCAUUUCCAAAGAGAACAAUGUGUGAAAAUAUUGUCCUAUAAAAAUAACAUAGGAUCCCUGUAUAUCUUAUCUUUUAUUGCAUGGAUCAGUCCCUCAAUUAUAUUUUUUUUUUCUUCAAACGUUCCAUUUGCAAAUCAUAUUUUGCACUGUAAUUAGGAAUUGAGAUAACCAAAAUAUCUGAACAUUUAAUGAAAUAUUUAUUACAUUUUGGAAAAUUUGGAUAGAAUAGGUUUUUAUUCUCAGAUUUGUUAUAAAUUAUACGAAUAUUUCAACAUUCUUAUUUGUUGAUCUGGCUGAACUUCUUGGGACUGAUCUGUUUCCAUCUCCUUGUAACAUUGCUUGAUGUAGGGAACAAAAUCAAAAUUUUAUAAUAUUUUUAAUCUGAUUUGUAAAUUUAUUGUGUAGCAUAGUUUAAACACACUAUUGGCAGGAAAAUACUUAUAGUUAAUUGUUUAUGAUAGGUAUAACCGUUCUCUCUCAGCUAGAGUGUCCACAAAAAAUCAACUAGGAGAGGCAACCAACAAAAGUGAAAUAAAAAAAAAAAGACUUCCACUGACUUAAUUUUCUUCUUUUCAAUUUCAGCUGUAAAUAUAUUCGGGAUAAUCAAUUUAUUUUAAUGCUUAUGAUUCUUGUAGAUUAAUUUUGUAUUAAAAUAUAAUGUUCACUUUAUUUG
Molecule: messenger RNA, 4299 nt
Organism: Harmonia axyridis
Lineage: Eukaryota; Metazoa; Arthropoda; Insecta; Coleoptera; Coccinellidae
Product: muscle M-line assembly protein unc-89-like
Exons: 6
Coding region: 103-2991 (962 amino acids)
Source: RefSeq, a predicted model, not a curated record